Molecule: messenger RNA, 1086 nt
Organism: Camellia sinensis
Lineage: Eukaryota; Viridiplantae; Streptophyta; Magnoliopsida; Ericales; Theaceae
Source: RefSeq, a predicted model, not a curated record
UGUCGGCCUCUUUCUAUAUAUAUACAUAUUGCCCAUUACGGCGGUGGUACCUCUUCUUCUUCUCUCUCUACUCCAGCGCAAUCUCACCUCUUUCAACUCUCUCUCUCUCUCUCUGGUAUGGCCACACAAGCAAGCCUCCUCCUUCAGAAACAACUCAGAGAUCUUUGUAAGCACCCUGUUGAUGGGUUCUCGGCAGGUUUGGUUGACGAGAGCAACAUCUUUGAAUGGAGUGUUACCAUUAUUGGACCCCCUGAUACUCUUUAUGAUGGUGGAUAUUUCAAUGCCAUCAUGAGUUUUCCAUCUGAUUACCCAAACAGCCCACCAACAGUGAAGUUUGUUUCGGAGGUUUGGCAUCCCAAUGUUUAUCCUGAUGGGCGGGUUUGCAUAUCAAUUCUUCAUCCUCCUGGUGAUGACCCCAAUGGCUAUGAGCUUGCAAGUGAACGCUGGUCACCUGUGCAUACUGUUGAAAGUAUAGUUUUGAGUAUCAUUUCAAUGCUUUCCAGUCCAAAUGAUGAAUCUCCAGCAAACGUGGAAGCAGCAAAAGAAUGGCGAGAGAUGAAGGAUGAAUUCAAGAAAAAAGUUGGCCGCUGUGUGAGAAGAUCACAAGAAAUGUUAUGAUCAGCUGCCAUCUUCUCGUGUGUACCAGAUUGUAAUUUUUGUGAGGAAGGACAAGUUCAAUAUAUUGGUUGUUGAUUCGUAGCAAAACUCUGGUUGAAGUUCUCAGACCCGUUUGUUCUUUUCCUUAUAUAUUUAUCUUCAGGUUAUCCUCAUAAACACAUUUCUGUAUUCAAGUGGUUUGGUUAGGGUUUGAGGGGUUGGUACUCUUUGCACUGGACUCAUAUAUGCCUAGGUAGUUCUUGCUUGAUUAAUUUUUUUUUUUCAUUUUCUGUUUUUUGUACUUUAUUUAUUUAUUAAUUUUUUUUUUGUUUAUUGGAACAAUUUUUUUGGAUUUAGUUUGGAAUUCUGUUUGAAGUGUAGAUUUUACAUUUGGGUUGGGUCUGUUUUUUGGGAUUGAGUUUUCUUCCUUGUACAAGAAGAUUAAAUUAUAUGAGAAUUCUAGUUAGUGCAGUUAACAAAAUUCUGCAA